This is a messenger RNA of Chondrus crispus (carragheen), 1581 nucleotides long. NCBI's taxonomy places the organism in Eukaryota, Rhodophyta, Florideophyceae, Gigartinales, Gigartinaceae. The record is from the annotation of a RefSeq genome assembly.
AUGAGUAAGAAAAUUUUAUAUCAAGAUGAUGCUCGUCAAGCUUUAGAAAGAGGCAUAGAUAUUUUGUCAGAAUCUGUUUCAGUGACUUUAGGGCCGAAAGGUCGUAAUGUUGUUUUAGAAAAAAAAUUUGGUUCUCCCCAAAUAGUUAAUGAUGGUGUAACUAUUGCAAAAGAGAUAGAAUUACAAGAUACAAUUGAAAAUACCGGUGUCGCUUUAAUCAGGCAAGCGGCAUCUAAAACAAAUGAUGUUGCUGGAGAUGGUACAACUACUGCAACUGUGUUGGCUCAUGCAAUUGUAAAACAAGGUUUACGGAAUGUAGCGUCAGGUGCUAAUCCAAUGGUUUUGAAAAAAGGUAUAGAAAAAGCAGUGAAAUUUAUUGUAGCACAAAUAUCAGAGUAUUCUCGUCCAGUAAAUAAUAUAACAGAUAUUACACAGGUAGCAUCUAUAUCAGCAGGUAAUGAUUCUGAUAUUGGAGCUAUGAUAGCUAGUGCAAUAAAAAAAGUGGGCAAUGAAGGGGUUAUUUCUUUAGAAGAAGGACAAUCUACAGUUAUUGAACUUGAAGUGAAAGAAGGUAUGAAGUUUCAAAAAGGUUUUAUAUCACCUUAUUUUGCUACGGAUUCCUCUCGAAUGGAAGUAAUUUAUGAUAAUGCAUAUAUUUUAUUGACAGAUAAAAAAAUUACUUUGAUUCAGCAAGAGUUAAUCCCUAUUUUAGAGCAAGUAUCUAAAACUGGCAAACCUUUAUUAAUAAUUGCAGAAGAUAUAGAAAAAGAAGCUCUAGCUACACUUGUUAUAAAUAAAUUGAGAGGAAUUAUUAAUGUAGUAGCUGUAAGAGCACCUGGUUUUGGUGAUAGACGAAAAUCUUUAUUGGAAGACAUCGCUAUUUUAACAUCUGGGCAACUAAUCACUGAAGAUUUAGGUUUUACUUUAGAUAAUUUAUCUCUUAAUCAAUUAGGUAUAGCUAAAAGAAUACAUGUUACUAAAGAAUCUACAACAAUUAUUGCUGAUGAUAAUGAAUCUAACAUUAAAGUUCGAUGUGAUCAACUCCGUCGUCAACUUGAAGUUAGUAAUAAUAGUUAUGAAAAGGAAAAGCUGCAAGAAAGACUUGCAAAAUUGUCUGGAGGAGUUGCUGUAAUUAAAGUAGGAGCAGCAACUGAAACAGAAAUGAAGGAUAAAAAAUUAAGAUUAGAAGAUGCUAUUAAUGCUACUCGUGCAGCUAUUGAAGAGGGUAUAGUUCCAGGUGGAGGUUCAACUUUAGUUCAUUUGUCAGAAGAUUUACAAUUAUGGGCUAAUCGUAAUUUAGUGAACGAAGAAUUAGUUGGUGCUUUAAUAGUAGAAAAAGCAUUAGUUGCACCAUUAAGUAGAAUAGUCGAAAAUACAGGUCAUAAUGGAGCUGUUAUAGUAGAAAAAGUAAAGCAAAAAAUAUUUGCUAUUGGUUAUGAUGCUAAUCAAGAGAUAUUAGUUGAUAUGUAUAAAGCUGGUAUUAUUGACCCUGCUAAAGUUACUCGUUCUGCUUUACAAAAUGCAUCUUCAAUAGCUUCUAUGGUUUUAACAACAGAAUGUAUUAUAGUAGAAAAAGCUUAA